CUCCCUUUCCGAUGCUGGGCAUGGAACCCAGGGCCUGACCUGUGCUAGCUUUAGUGCUCUACCACUGAGCUACCCCGCCACUAGCCCCAGAGUCUCCAGCUUCUUCUCUGCAGCCUUGAAAGCUGAACCUUCUCUCUCCUUUCAAGCUCCCCUGGUCACGCCACUUCCCAACUCAGACCCUCCAUCCCAUCAUCUCCCUAUUUACCUUUGUUGCCUAGGUUUCAAUUCUGGUACCCUGGUUCCUGGCCCUGCCAGAGUUCUGGUUCCGGAAGGCCUUUCCCAGGUGCCUUGGGCAUAGCUCCCACCCGGGUAYAAGGCAGCGCUAAAGAUAUGGGCAAGAGCAUCCCCGAGUACCUGGGGCAACUGGACAUCCGCAAAAGUAUAGUGGGCCUGGCCACAGGUGCCACAGCCAUCUACCUGCUCUACAAGGCCAUCAGGGCUGGCCUAAAAUGCCAGCCACCUCUCUGCUCCAAUUCGCCCAUCUGCAUCGCCCGUGAGUGUCCAGUCCCUGGGGAGAGGGCUCUGCCCCAGGAGGCACCUGCUUCUGAGGCCUCCCCUGUAGAAAGGCCCAAAGGCCUGGCCAUCGAGCGAGAGCGCCAUGGGCGGGACUCAGGUGAGCUCCGGAGACUCCUCAACUCUUUGGAGUGCAAGCACGAUGAGUACACCAGGAGCAUGAUCCUGCACAGCAUCACUCGCUGUGUGUACUUGCUGGAGGCUGAGGCCUCUGCUUGUACUAAUGAUGAUAUCAAGUUGGUGGCUGACAUGCUGGAAGACAAGGACACCAGUGUCAAAAUCCAAGCUCUGAACGCACUUAAAGCUUUUUCGGGCAUCCGGAAAUUCAGGCUUAAAAUCCAGGAACACUCCAUCAAAGUGCUAGAACUGGUCUCUACCAUCUGGGACUCGGAGCUUCACAUUUCUGGCCUCAGACUCCUCAACAACCUUCCGCUGCCUGACUAUGUGCAUCCCCAGCUGCGGCGGGUGAUGCCUGCCCUGAUGGAAAUCCUGCAGUCAGACUGCAACAUGGCACAGGUACAAGCCCUGCGACUGAUGAGCUACCUGGCACAGAAGAAUGACCUUCUCUAUGACAUUCUCAACUGCCAGGUGCACUCCGACUUCCUGAACCUGUUCCAGUCCACACAGCCAGGAAAUCUGCUGUUUGAGGUACUGGUGUUCGCUGAGCGGCUGAGUGAGGGCCGGAAUGCAUCCCACUACCGAGCUGUGAAAUGGCAUUACAAUGAACAGUCCCUGCAUGAAGCCCUCUUUGGGGACGAGUCACGACUGGCAGACCGGCUGCUUUCCCUGGUCAUCCACCCUGAGGAAGAGGUUCAGAUCCAGGCCUGCAAGGUCAUAGUCAGCCUGCAGUGUCCCCAGGACGUGGCAGCCCGGCCCUCCUCCUUUCAUCCCAGUCAUUCCUUCUCUAAAAGUGGGGAAUAAAAUUAAGGAGAGUCAAUAAAUGAGUAUGGGAGAGAA
Molecule: messenger RNA, 1470 nt
Organism: Urocitellus parryii (Arctic ground squirrel)
Lineage: Eukaryota; Metazoa; Chordata; Mammalia; Rodentia; Sciuridae
Gene: Armc12
Product: armadillo repeat containing 12
Cellular component (GO): nucleus
Source: RefSeq, a predicted model, not a curated record